AUGGCGGCGGCGCCAUCAUCAUCGCCACAACCACGGCGAGCCGCCCUACGACCGCUGCUGCUAGUGUCUCUCCUCCUCCUCCUCUCCGUCGUCGUCGCCGGCCACGCCGCGGCAGCCAGAGUAGCAGCGCCGGCUGAAGCGAGCUCGAGAAGCCCAGAGCAGUAUGGAGAUGUGGUGUACGAGGAGAAGGCGACGAGCUUCGCAGGGGGCGACGAGCGGUGCGGCGGCGGUGGCGGAUGGGGAGAAGAAGGAGAGGACGUCGAGGAGUGCCUGAUGAGGAGGACGCUGGUGGCGCACACGGACUACAUCUACACCCAGGGAGGAGGCCACAACUAG
Molecule: messenger RNA, 336 nt
Organism: Miscanthus lutarioriparius
Lineage: Eukaryota; Viridiplantae; Streptophyta; Magnoliopsida; Poales; Poaceae
Source: the annotation of a GenBank genome assembly